Molecule: messenger RNA, 318 nt
Organism: Neohortaea acidophila
Lineage: Eukaryota; Fungi; Ascomycota; Dothideomycetes; Mycosphaerellales; Teratosphaeriaceae
Exons: 2
Biological process (GO): translational initiation
Cellular component (GO): eukaryotic 43S preinitiation complex
Molecular function (GO): RNA binding; translation initiation factor activity; ribosomal small subunit binding
Source: RefSeq, a predicted model, not a curated record
GACCCUUUCGCAGAUGCGGACACUGGCGACGCCGAUAACAAGCAGUCGCAGAACUACAUCCACAUCCGGAUCCAGCAACGCAAUGGUCGCAAGACAUUGACGACGGUGCAAGGCCUCCCCAAGAAGUUCGACCAGAAGAAGAUCCUCAAGGUGAUCAAGAAGAAGUUUGCGUGCAAUGGCACCAUCGUCAACGACUCGGAGAUGGGCGAGGUGAUUCAGCUGCAGGGCGACCAGCGCAAGGACGUGCAGGAGUUCUUGACGGACAAGAAGGAGGGCUUGGAGCUGGAUGCCAAGACUAUCAAGGUGCAUGGCUUCUAG